Messenger RNA from Mytilinidion resinicola, 777 nucleotides. Its product is annotated as 2-dehydro-3-deoxyglucarate aldolase. Gene Ontology annotation, molecular function: aldehyde-lyase activity. Lineage: Eukaryota; Fungi; Ascomycota; Dothideomycetes; Mytilinidiales; Mytilinidiaceae. The transcript has a single exon. The annotation marks the transcript as partial. Gene Ontology annotation, cellular component: cytoplasm. The record is from RefSeq and is a predicted model, not a curated record.
UCCCACACCUUCCUCUCCUCCAUCGCCGCCAGCAACGGCCCAAUCCUCGGCACCAUCCUCUCCUUCCCGCACACCAUCACCGCCAAACUCGCCGCCCGCGCCGGCUUCCAAUGGCUCAUGAUCGACAUGGAGCACUCACCCUUCACCAUGGAGCAAGCCACGGACCUCGUGCACGCCGUCGUCGCCGCCUCCCAAGGCGCCUGCCUCCCGCUGCUGCGCAUCCCCUCCCACAGCACCGAGUGGAUCAAGUGGGGGCUCGACACGGGCGCCGCAGGCAUCAUCGUGCCCAUGGUGCACACGGCCGCGGACGCAGAGGCGAUUGUCGAUAAAGCGCUGUAUCCGCCGCGGGGAUCGCGCAGCUUUGGGCCGUAUAAUGCGCCCUUUGGGAGUCUGGACCCGGGCACGAGCUUUGCGGAUUACUAUGCCAAGGCGCAGGCGAGGGGGCCGGCAAUUUUGCCGAUUAUCGAGUCAAGAGAGGGCGUCAGGAACGCAGAGGCGAUUAUGGCCGUGGAUGGCGUGACGGGGAUUUUCAUCGGGCCGUAUGAUUUGAGGCUGAGUCUUGGGCUUUCGGGCGGGAGUGAUGGGCCGGAAGAGGAGUUUGUGGCAGCGGUGGAGAAAAUUGUGGGGAUUGGGAAGAGGUUGGGGAAGCCGGUGGGGAGUAUGGGGACGGGCGAGGAGCUGUCGGCGAAGAGGACGAAGCAGGGGAUGGAUUUCUUGCUGGUGUCGUUUGAUUACAACGCGUUGGUGAAGGGGUAUAGGACUGAUUUGGAAAAUGCG